AUGGUAUCCAAUCAGCGCCACUCAUAUAAACCUGUUACAACGGAGGUGUCACGAGAAGUGGAAGCUGAAAACAACACACUUGUGGUAGUGCUAGGGUGUGAUGCUGCGGAACUGCGUCUGCUCCUGACAUUCAUGUACACCGGAGAGGUGACAGCCUCCAAGAAGAUCCUCCCGUCCCUCUUACGACUUGCACAAACCUUGAAAGUUUCUGGACUUACUGACGCCGACACGAACUCAACACUAACGCCGACUGAACCCGAACCUCUAGAGGAUUUCAAUAAAACAAAUAUACCAGAAUCGCCAGUCAACCUUGAGAUCAAGAACGAUGUUACACCUCAAGUCAUCAACGACAACUCCAGUUCCAGUUCCAAACUCAACUACGACGAUAUAAUCUCACCAACCAAUGAAAAAGAAGGGAGUUUUGCCGAAUUCAUGGGUAAAAGUGAAAAAGAUCGACUAAGCAAAUUGGAUCAGAUCGUCCAGAAUUUGUAUAGCACGCACAAGAUUGGCAACCCUACUGCUACACUGGUUAAUUCUGGAGUUACAGAAAUACCAGAGUAUGAUAGAAAAUGGCGGAUGAACAGCUCUGUAUGUACAAUAUGCAACAAAAGGCUGUCGAACCAGUACAAUCUGCGCGUGCACAUGGAAACACACGCGGGACGCCGCCAUGCUUGUCGCGCAUGCUCACAUGUCUCAAGAUCCAGGGACGCAUUGAGGAAACACGUUGCCUAUAGACAUGCGCCCCCGCAACACAGGGCCGGACGAGGCGACAUUUGAAUGGAUUUAGAAUAAAAGGUACACUUUGGAAGUAGGCUCCUUUUGUAAUCUGAAUUUUAUAUAAAAAACUUAUCAAAUUAAUUGGGUUGUACGGUUUACUUACGACUGCGACUUUAACUGCUAAUCCAACUGACAACUCCUUUGGUUUUUUUUUUAUUUCAUAAAAAUCGUUGCCCUACCACUAGGAUUCUGUUGUGUCGUGAGUGCAUAUUGAUUGUAGGCCCUUGACGAAGUUCGAAACUGAUUGAGUAACCUCGUCAAAUACAAAAGUGAGUAAACUGUACAAGCUAAUUAGUUUAUCUUGAUUUCAUUUUUGAUUUCCGUAUAAAUUAAUUGAAAGAAAAUUUUUGGUCUCCUAAUGUUAGAUAGUGC
Molecule: messenger RNA, 1149 nt
Organism: Spodoptera exigua (beet armyworm)
Lineage: Eukaryota; Metazoa; Arthropoda; Insecta; Lepidoptera; Noctuidae
Source: the annotation of a GenBank genome assembly